This is a messenger RNA of Stegodyphus dumicola, 944 nucleotides long. RefSeq lists its product as uncharacterized. Lineage: Eukaryota; Metazoa; Arthropoda; Arachnida; Araneae; Eresidae. The record is from RefSeq and is a predicted model, not a curated record.
UCAUUUCCUGGGAAAAUAGCACUCAAGUACCGCAUGCAGGAGAUCAGAAGAAAAUGUAAAUAUAAUGAAACAUCAAUUAAUUCUGGCAAACGAUCAAGAAUCAUCAGUUUGCAAUUAGAUCCCAACACCAAUAAAUCCCCGUUGCAAAAUGGUGGUAUUAAGAAAGCGAGACGCGGGGAAGUAAAUUAUGCUCCAGACUUUCCUGAUGGCGAAAAUGAAUCCACUCUGCAACACCAUCAGAAGCAAAUGAACAGAGAAUGGAGGAAAAAGGACUUCAACAUGAUAUUUAUAAAUCAAAAAAUGGAAGUUACUUUUUCUUUCAGAACACGACAGAUAAUAUCCAGGAUUAAAAUGAAUGAGAUAAAAGAACAGUGGCCUGCAUUAUUUACAACAGAUCAACUGACUAGAGAGAUGAUUCGUCUGAUUGGCUUUGAUAUCGAACCAAAAGUUAAAAGUAAUUUUUGCAACCGAGGUUUCUUAGAAAUUGUACAAAGAAGAAUGAAAACACGAAAUAUAACUGCAGAAACUGCACUGAAGUUUAUUCCAAAAUUUUUCCACGAAAAAUGGUCUUUCUUUGUUGCAGAGGAUGAACUUAACCCUCAGAUGAAUGUCCGUGAAGCUGCAACUGAACCAUUGCCUCCACACCCAGCGCUCGUAGAGAUGGCUGGGCGAUGGGCGAUCUCAUGUGAAGGAGAUUUACUGAUGCAGAAUUUGGAAUUCAUUGAUGCAGUUAUCAACUUAAUAAUGACGUAUUAUGCAUGUGAUAUGGAAUAUCACAAAUGUGGUGUUAAGUCAAUGCUAUUCCUGCAAGUAGGAUUAGCAGAAAUUUCUUCUUCUGUUAAAAUCCCACCAGUUGUAAGGAAAAUUAUAACUGAAAUGAAAUCAAACAAAUAAAUAUUUGUAAAUAUAAUAGAUGCUGUUAAUAAAUUUAUGUAUGCUUUAAA